This is a messenger RNA of Dicentrarchus labrax (European seabass), 4446 nucleotides long. It is a transcript of the gene pfkfb2b, whose product is annotated as 6-phosphofructo-2-kinase/fructose-2,6-biphosphatase 2b. The record is from RefSeq and is a predicted model, not a curated record. Gene Ontology annotation, cellular component: cytosol. Bases 328 to 2079 code for a protein of 583 amino acids. Lineage: Eukaryota; Metazoa; Chordata; Actinopteri; Moronidae. Gene Ontology annotation, molecular function: 6-phosphofructo-2-kinase activity; ATP binding; fructose-2,6-bisphosphate 2-phosphatase activity. The transcript is spliced from 15 exons. Gene Ontology annotation, biological process: fructose metabolic process; fructose 2,6-bisphosphate metabolic process.
GCUGUGGGUUGACGUUGAUCUAUUAUCAACGUUACGGUAGGAAAGGAAAAAAAAAAAAAAAGAUAUGACGUAAAGGCACACCUCCAGCUUGGAAGGACACCAGCCGGCCGAGGAGGCACCUCAGCACCAAGGACAGGCCGACCAGACUGGCUCCUCCGGCCGCAGCGGCGGGCGCAGACUCUCGGUCCGGCAGAUCGCGAACCAUUCCCGCGCUGACGGUGUGCCGGUGUCUCCGGGGGGCUGACAGGACUGAUCGUUUGCCUAUCGAGCAGACCAGUUUGGACAAUGCCCUUCUGAGAGAAAGAGAGAGAGAGAGCUGAUUUCAACAUGUCAAGCACUCAGAUAGACAAUGGCUCUGCAAACUCAGCAGAAGCUAAGAAAACAGACCUGAGAAUGAAUGAGAAGAAAUGCUCAUGGGCUUCCUAUAUGACCAAUUCUCCAACAGUGAUCGUAAUGAUCGGCCUGCCUGCAAGAGGAAAGACCUACAUGUCAAAGAAACUCACACGUUACCUCAACUGGAUUGGAGUCCCAACCAAAGUGUUUAACUUAGGCGUGUACCGCAGAGAGGCUGUCAGAGCUUAUAAGUCCUAUGAUUUCUUCCGCCACGACAAUGAGGAGGCCAUGAAAAUAAGGAAGCAGUGUGCUCUGGUAGCUCUGCAGGAUGUGAAGGCGUACCUGACGAAGGAGGGAGGUCAGAUCGCAGUGUUUGAUGCAACAAACACAACGAGAGAACGGCGAGACCUCAUUCUAGCUUUUGUGAAGGAGAAUGCAUUCAAGGUGUUCUUUGUGGAGUCGGUGUGCGACGACCCAGAGGUCAUUGCUGCUAAUAUUCUGGAAGUGAAAGUGUCCAGUCCAGACUACCCUGAGAGACACAGAGAGAGAGUAAUGGAUGACUUCCUCAAACGGAUCGAGUGCUACAAGGUCACGUACCAACCGUUAGACCCUGAUGAUUACGAUAAGGACCUAUCUUUUAUCAAGGUGAUGAACGUGGGCCGGCGUUUUCUGGUGAACCGGGUGCAGGACUACAUCCAGAGUAAGAUCGUCUACUACCUCAUGAACAUCCACGUGCACUCUCACUCCAUCUACCUGUGUCGGCACGGAGAGAGCAACCACAACGUUGAAGGCCGCAUCGGGGGAGACUCGGAACUCUCUCCUCGAGGGAAACAGUUCGCCCAUGCCCUGCGGGAUUUCAUUGAGGAGCACAAGCUGUCAGAUUUGAAGGUGUGGACGAGCCAAUUGAGAAGAACCAUCCAGACAGCGGAGGAGCUCGGCGUUCCUUAUGAACAGUGGAAGAUACUCAACGAGAUUGAUGCCGGUGUGUGUGAGGAGAUGACUUACGAGUUGAUCCAGAAGACAUUCCCAGAGGAGUUUGCUUUGAGGGACCAGGACAAGUACCACUAUCGCUAUCCAGGAGGAGAGUCCUACCAAGACCUUGUUCAACGUUUGGAGCCAGUUAUCAUGGAGUUAGAGAGACAGGGCAACGUGUUGGUCAUCUGCCACCAGGCUGUGAUGCGCUGUUUGCUCGCUUACUUCCUGGACAAGAGUGCAGAAGAUCUACCGUACAUGAAAUGUCCGCUCCACACAGUGCUCAAGCUGACCCCGGUUGCAUACGGUUGUAAAGUGGAAAUGUUUUAUCUUAAUGUGGAGGCAGUAAACACACAUCGAGACCGGCCUCUUGGUAAAAUCCCGAGGGACUCUGCUCUCAUACAUCGGCGGAAUAGUUACACUCCCUUGUCCAGUCACGACCAGGUCAAGCGUCCCAGGCUCUACAGCGCGGGCAACCAGCCCUGGCUACCGCUCGCCCCCACCCCAUCAGCUCUGAUGCCAGAGGGACGGCAAAGCCAAGUUAGUGCCAGAGUUACAGGCUCCCCCUCUAAAUCAGUCACCGUCAACUGUAAUCAGUCACCUCCCACCACAGUUGUAACCCUGUGUUUGGCAUCCCCCGCCUCAGUUUUGGAUCCUCUCGAUGAUUUAUUGUCUGUGUUGAAAAAUGACGUACAUAUGGAAUCCAUCUCUAUCUAUCUUUUCUCUCUCAGGGCAUGUUUAGGAUCUUGGAUGGGUUGCUGUGUCUCCUUUUAACGUUGUGCCUGUCUGUUUCCAAAGUCUUGCAUGACCUCUGCUUCACCAGUGGGCUGUCUCCGGCUUGAAUAUGCAGAACAGCAUGCAUACUUUUUUGCUCAGGAAAGCUCCUCAGACUUAAUAAGAUACAAAAGACACACAAACAUCAAAGACAUCUUGUACUGAAUUUCGUAUUUCUGAGUCCCAUUUGAGAAAAGUCGAGGGCAAUUUGAGAAAAUUAACAUAAUACAUACAGUAAAUUACACAUUUAGAGCUUAGAUUUAAAGAUGCAUAUUCAUAUUUGUACGUCUUGUGUAUUGUUGUGUUGGCCUUGCAUUGUGGGUACAGUGCUUCAGCCCUUCUCCACAUUUCUAUGUAUCUCUCUCUUUCUACACUUUCUUCAACUCUGUCUUACAGCCUCGGAUAGGAAGCGGUUGUCUGUGAGUAUUUUGGAGACUCCGUACAUGUUACCAGCCCUUCAUUUUCUUUCCCAUAAUUCAACUCAUGUCAUUGUUAACCCAUGUCAAUAUGUUGUCACAGUGGUGUAUAGUUUUAUGGUUUCUCUAACCUUCCAUCACCUUUGCACUUUAGUUAGAACAAACGCUGCUGAUGAUUUUGUUUCAUCUCAGCGGCCUUAUCAAGAACACUAUCAGACUCUGAUUCUUUGGUAGUUUGAUAAACAGCUGCAAUCAUGAAGUCAACUUCAAUAAAACUCUCUGAUGACAGUAUUUGUUGACAUUUCAAAAUUUUGGAAAUAAUUCUGCUAAUAUGAGGGUAGAUUUCUUUGUUAGUGCAUAAAGUGAAGUGUGCUAAAUUAUAAUUUGAAGCCAAUCAUACAUGGGGUCAAAUGUGAUUAAUAAUUAAUAACACUUCUGGAUAAUGUGCUAAAGAAGAGUCUCAACUAAUGUGGCUGUUUUACCACACUUUUACAUUGUGACCUAAUUUUUCAAAUGGGAACUUAAGACUCCUGGUCCCCCCUACCCCCCCGACCCCCCUCUGGGGAGCUAUUAGUUUCCUCGAAUAGGAUUUGCUGCUGUGAGGCAUUAAUUUGUGAAAGUCAGUGACAUUUUCUCUUUCUUGAAGGAGUCCCUGUGCGAAGGAAUCGACUUUGACAGCCCCGAAGAAACUAGUGGCUGUGUCCGCUUCUGAGUGAAGACGAAAGCGUCUUUCUUCAUGGCACAAUGUGGGCAAAAGGUUCUGGGUUCAGUCAUGUAACACAAGACAGAAAGAAAUGUUUUUUUUUUUAACACUUUCUGGAUGGAACAACAUUCACAUGAAGUCGAAGAACAGUGUCUUUCAAUCUCAAUUCUGUUUAACUUUACUCUGCAUGUUGAGGCUUUUAACUGGAAGCCUUAUCAUUAGUAUCAUAAACACUUUCUGCAUGCGCGCCCAAAUCAAUCAAUGAACAAUAAGAAGAUCAGAACUGGCAACUCUUUGUGAAUACUACCAUGCCUUACUGUGUACUGAUAGAAUUAGCUCCUCUGUAUGCCACUGAAUGUAACGAGAACAAGUUAUGCAUUAUUAUGUUGAAAAGCAGUUUUUAAACUAAUGCAAAUAGACCAUGAUAUAAAAUAGAUGCUGUAAGAAAUAUUUUUAUAGUACGAAUCCACUCAUCUACCAUACAAACGAGCUGUAGUUGUGAUUCUUAUGUGUUAUGUUAUUGAUUUAGAUUUCACAGAACGUGUGACUGAAGGAAAUUAAAAUACUGUACUGAGUUUUCUGUAUGUUUUCUGUGUUGUUAGAAAAAUACACCACAUUGCUGGACACACUGUAUACCAGCAGUAGAUAAAGAAACACAGCCAACUUUUCUGCUACGAGCUGCCAUUCACAUACCAACUGUAUUAAUCCGGUGUUAAUUGUCACAAACACUAAAUCCUGAAUAUUCAUCUGUUAAUCCAUUCUUCUUGUUGCCUGUGAAUUCUAGGAAGGGAUUUUGUACAACCAUCACAUGUUGAUGGUAUGUUAGCUAUUUUCUGACAUUUGUGUUUGUGAUAUCAGAGACUACUGGUCAAACAUUUGUUUUUGCUUCAUGCUAAUGUAUCUUUUCUUCUUGGAUUCUUAUCACAUAAGCCAUUUUUCGACACACAGAUUUGAUUUAAUAACAGACAGUGGUACAGGUUUAUUUCUAUGACUGUAAUGUGUGACUGUUGACAGCGUAUUGCCCCGCUCAAAGCAGCCUACUUGUGCCUUUUUAGCAGACAAUAAAAAGUGAAUUUUGAGGUGAUAUUUUAUUCCAUAGAAAUGUAGGAGAUCUCAGCAGCACAUGGCUUCUUCCAAAAGGAGUGAUCCAAGUCUGUUACAAGUUAUUUUAUUACUAGUGAUCAUUUAAUUGUUCCUUGUUUCAUGCAAAAUUGUCUCAAAAAUAAUUAAAGAACUGAAUAAAUAAGA